Messenger RNA from Thyridium curvatum, 1227 nucleotides. RefSeq lists its product as uncharacterized. The transcript has a single exon. Lineage: Eukaryota; Fungi; Ascomycota; Sordariomycetes; Thyridiales; Thyridiaceae. The record is from RefSeq and is a predicted model, not a curated record. The coding region runs from base 1 to 1227 and encodes 408 amino acids.
AUGGCUGAAUCAAACAUCGACACUGCCUUUCAGGCGGCCCUCGACGCGGGCAAGAUCAAGGGCGCCGUCAUCUGUGCCACUGAUCGCGAGGGGCGUUUCGUGUAUAACAAGGUCAUGGGCGAGCGCACUCUGCUGUCGGGCGAAAAGCGCCCUCAGCAGCUCGACGACGUGCUCUUUCUCGCCUCGGCCACCAAGCUCAUGACUGCCGUCGCCGCAAUGGCAUGCGUCGACGACGGCCUGCUGUCCCUGACCGGAGACCUCUCCUCCGUGGUCCCCGAGCUUGCCGAGAAGCAGGUCCUCACAGGGUUCUCCGAGGACGGCGAGACGCCCAUCCUCGAGCCGCAGGAGCGACCCGUCACGCUCGAGAUGCUGCUCACGCACAGCGCCGGCACGACCUACCACUUCCUCGACCCCAAGAUCGCGCGCUUCCGGGACAAGUUCUGCCCGCCGCGCGGCCCGGACGCCCGGAUGCCGGUGGAACAGCUGUUCGACUACCCGCUCGCCUACCAGCCCGGGUCGGCGUGGAUGUACGGCCAGGGCUGCGACUGGGCGGGCCGCGCCGUCGAGCGGGCGACGGGCAAGACGCUCGGCGGGUUCCUGCGCUCGCGCGUCUUCUCGCGGCUCGGCGUCGCCGACGCGGCGUUCUACCCCGUCGCGCGCGAGGACCUGCGCGCGCGCAUGGUCGACCUGAACCCCGAGGACCCGGAGGCCGUCGGCCGGGCGGUCCUGGCGGGCAUGGGGGACACCAACGCCUGCACGCGGGGCGACUUUGGCGGCCACGGCCUGUUCAUGACGGCGCCCGACUACGUCACGGUGCUGCGGUCGCUGCUGGCCAACGACGGCAAGGUCCUGCGGCCGGAGACGGUCGACGCCAUGUUCGAGGACCAUCUCAGCCCGAGCGCCUCGGAGAGCUUCCGCGCCGUGCUCAAGGGCCCCGGGGGCGACUUUAUCUGCGUCGGUACUUCGCCUGAUAACAAGGCCGGGCAUGGUUUGAGCGGUCUGCUGACGCUGGAGGACGUUGAGGGGUGGUAUGGCACCCACACGCUGAGCUGGGGAGGAGGGUUGACUUUUGCCUGGUUUGUGGACCGGACGAACAACCUCUGCGGUGUUGGUGCUGUGAUGGCCUCGAUUCCGGUCGACGGAGAGCUCCCUGCUGAGCUCAAGCAGGUGUUCCGCCGUGAUAUCUAUCGGAAGCGGGCCGCGUGGGAGAAGGAUCAGGCAGCGUGA